This is a messenger RNA of Chilo suppressalis (striped riceborer), 5723 nucleotides long. The record is from the annotation of a GenBank genome assembly. Lineage: Eukaryota; Metazoa; Arthropoda; Insecta; Lepidoptera; Crambidae.
CACUCGGAUGCCUAGGCAGAAUACAAGCGAAUGCCACAUUGGUUGUUAGACCGUCAUACCGAUGCAACCACGCGUAGUUGAGACAUGGAAAUCGCGCGGGAAAACUGACAGUUCAGUUCGUGACCCCGAGUGGAUUAAAGAAAACCAAGUGUAUUUUUUUGUGUUACUGUGUAUGAAGAUUUUUUUCGGGGCAGCCUCAAAUAAUUUAGUGUAAUAAAACAAUGAUGUCAACUGUACCUUGCAAUACGAAGAUGGAUGACGCCAUAACCAAAGAAACGCACGGCCCGCUUUGUAACAAAUAACAGAAAAAAGCACGCGCGGCAACAGGUUUCAAGAUGUUUCAACAGAUGGCGUUGAUUAUGCUCUCAAUUGCGGUCACCGUGUCAGCUGUUUCUGGUUCCGCUGGUGAGAUGGCGCUGGCUAAUGUCACGAGAUUUGCAUCUGGAGAUUUAUUUUCACUUAUUGGUACUGACUGCGGACCAACGAGGUGUAUGGAGGUAUCGCACGGCACCGCUCUGUCAGCGAUGGGUAGUGAGGGCUGCGUGUGCCAAUGUAGACGAGACACGCCAGCUUUCAGGGAGGAUCAGAGAGUGUGCGUCAAUCACAUCGACGAAUGUUCCACCGCCAAAUUUGGAAGUGGCGCAGCUUCCUCUCAUAUACCUUUCGUUUUUCUACCUUUAAAAGGACAAAUUAUUUAUCCAUCAAAAGAAAUAAUUUUUACCGAUGUGACUGACGCAAUUUGCGCGGUGACGAGUGCCCAAUACCUGUCGCCUUUAGGAUGGGUGACCUUGCGGGACGUGGUGGAUAACGAUGUGCCAUUUAGCCUUUACAGGGAUGAAGGGAACACGUUUUUGCAGUGGCGCGGCUCAUCAUCACUGCACACCAGACUGGAAGGUCGGCUGGUCGCCGCGCACGUCUUGUGCUCGGCGCCGGAGCAGACCCGGCUAGCCGCCUCUUGUGCGGCCUUUAGGAUUGCAGGCGCAUCGCAGAAUACUUUACUUGAUGUAAAAUCGAUACCUUUUCACGCUGGAGAAGUCGUUACAUCGGAGCCAGCCAGUCACAGUCAAGGUCUCAGCGUCCUCGAGCUUCUAGCGAUUUGCGUUUGCGUUUUAAUGUUGGUCUUUAUAUACGCAGCUGGAAUUAUCUUCUAUGUGCACUAUAAGAAAAGGCAAAAGAGAAACGGAAAAGACCCGGAACUAAAUUUAUCCAACACAAUGUCUACGGAUAACAUUUCCACGCUUGAUUCGAGAAUUGGCAUGGAGAACGUUCAACUGAAAACCAACCCUUUACUUGGCAUGGGUAAUAUAACUAAUGAUUUCAUUCAUGAUGCUGGAUUAUCAGACGUAAGUGAACAUACGGAAGACACUAUGGACUCAUCUUCAAAUAAUACUUUUAUGAAGGCAAAUUCUAAUGUCAUAUCAGCAGUUGUACAUACGAAGCGAAAGAAACCCAUUAGGUCGAUGGCAAGAGCUACAUCAACUCCCGAAUGCAUAAACGAGAGAUUGCAACGAAGGUCGGCCUCUCCAGAUACUUUUGAAAGAGCUCCUCAUUCAGAUUUAUCUAUAAUUGAUUGCAGCUUAGAAAAUAAUACUGUUGCCCCGCAACCACUGCAAUCCUCUAAUGGAGAGGGUGCACUAAGAAAAAAAUUAUAUUUUAAUCCAGUGUUUUUCGAGUCCGAGCAUCUUAAGAACCCUCCACCUGCUGCAAUUGAAUUCCUCAUUAAAAUCCGUGAAGUAAUGUCGGUUGCUAAAGAGAAAAUGGUAUCUAAACGUUUUAUCCCAAAUUUGAAUGAUAUUCCGGAAGAAGAACUUUAUCAUACUAUCGAUCUAGGAUGGGAUAUACCUUGUGCGAGACGUGGUAGAAGGUUUAGUGCAAUAAGUCUUAAACAAGAAAACAGCCGAAGAACAGCCCAUUGUGGGGGUUGUCCUGGCUGUGAUAGUAGUAAUUCAAAUUCAAUGAAAAGUGUUGCAUUGGCAAGAUCUAACUCUUGUAAGACUUGUGUUAGUGAUGACUACAAGCAACGAAUUGUACGUAAAUGGUUAGACGAAGUUCCGUCUCCACAGUCAGCAGUAAAACCUAUAAAAUCGGUAGCUAAAGUAAGUGGAACUCCGAGAAUCGUUGAUUCCAAACCAAAGAACGAGUCACUGCUACUGCCAAUACGGCCUUCGGAGCCAACAGAAAAUAAAGAACCAGUCAAAGAACUAAACGUACGAACAAUUUUAAAAGAAAAUAUUGAUGAUACACGUAGAGAGCAUAUUGUCAGGGAAAAUGACACAAUAUCUUUUAUUUCGACUCAGACUGAAAUGAAUGCAGAAUCUAUACAAACAAUUAUAGGACCAGCAAAGAUAAGCCCUACAAAUCACAAAUCACGUCGCAUAAGAAGAAAGCUGCCUCCACCUCCACCGCCACCAAUAUGUCCACCAAAGCCACCUAAAGAGGAAGAUGUUGAGCCAAUAUUACCUGAAGUAAAAAUAAAGAUGGAAGCAGUUAUUCGUGAACUUAAUAAAUGCCGCAGAGUAGAAUUACCAGAGGCGAAAGAAUCUGAAAAGAAUAUUUUAAAUGCUCCAAAAAUAGUAAUUCCAGUUCUAGCCGCGGACUCACACUACUACAGUGAUGACAAUAUAUUGUUAUCGGAAAAGAGUAAAAAAGAAUUCUACAUACAUCGUGAUGAUACUAUUCAUUGUGACAGUUUAGAACGGAGUUCAUUAAGGAGAAGAAGAUAUUCACUUGCUUGUGAACCAGAACUAGCUCAAAAAGAAGAGUUCAGAAUACAUUCAAAUAUAUCGUCUACUAAAGAAAGAUUAUCUAGUAGUUGGCGUGACUUAAAGAAAGCUGUAGAUAGACAUCAACUAGUGCCGCAACUCAUUGACAUGCAGUUUGAAAAUAGAAGUGAAAUUUUCAUUAAUUCAACAGAACCUUUUUAUGAUAAUGUUUGCAAAACGGGACCUCUAACUAUCAAAGUUAGUGGUUCGCCAAUUGAAGAUAGGCGUAACCAAAGCGAAGAAUUUGACCCCGAUACUCUUGAUAGAAAACCAAAACGAGAAUCAAAAAAGCGUGUGGAGAAAAUUCUCUUGAAAUCUGGGGGAAGUUUCAAAUUUAAAGCCCCCGAACAAGAUAUUGAACCUACUAAAACUCCGCCUGAAUCAGUAUUUACCAGAAAACUAGGAAGUUUGAGGCAAAUCUAUGAGGCAAAAAAUAAAAACCAAGAUAGUGAUUCAGAGUUUUACGGAAGACGUGGCAGUAUUCCUUUUAUAAAUCCUGAAAUGACGGGAUAUUCAAGGUCUCUCAAAACACCUGAUUUGAUCAGACAAAUUGAAAGUCAAAAAGAUAAACCUCCGUUACCUCCGAAGCAAAGGCACGCUUUAGAAUCAUCUCCAAAAAUUUCUACAGCCCGAGGAAGCCCUUUAGGAGAACACCAUCGGAGGCCAGAAGAACGUGAGCGAUUUUCCCAAAAUGCAAAAUUGGACAACAUCAGUGCUCGCCGCUCUGGACGUCGAUCAGCCCGAACAAGAUCACGACGAACAGACUUAAGAAAGCUUUAUAGAACUGAAGAUUCUGGUUAUAUGAGCACAGAUUCAAAUGAAUCGAAACGAGUGCGGUAUCUGAUGCAACUGAGACCUAAAACAGCUGUAUCUGAGCCGCCAAAAUUUCUUAAUAAAAUGCCAGUUUUACAGAUCGAGUCUGACACAGAUGAUCUGGAAUCAUUGUGUGAUGGACACAGUGAAUCUGGUGGAGAGAGCGUGGAAACAGAUUCUGUAUUUUUUGGAAAUUUUGAUGAUACAAAAGAUAUGUUGGCCGAUCUUGCCCUCAACAGUUUAAGCAGUCAAACUAAGGGAUUAACUCAGGACCAAAUCGACUCUGGGUUCAUGGGUGAGACUAACAUUAUUCUGAGUGGAGAUAGCGACUCGGAACAUAGGAGUGUCAUAUCAAUAAUAGGUGGAUGCGACGGAAAAGUAUCCUCUGCUUCCUUAACCAAAUUAGAUGAUCCGCCAUAUGUUCGUUCUGUAGAAUGUUAAUUAAUAUAUUUAGUUUUAUCAUAUUAAAAUAUUUUAAUACAAAUUAUUAUAAAGCGAUAAGAUAAAAUAUUGAGAAGAAUAUCUGCUUUUAAAAGGAAAACGAAUUCGUCAUGUAGGUACUUACUUUAGCGAUAUCGUAGUAAAGGUUUUAAAAAUAUAGUAACACAUUUUUUCUAGAUCAAGAUUUAUAUUUUUAAAUUCACACUCAAGAGCAAUAUUUCAUCUCCCCAAUUAUGAAAGAUCUUUCAGUUUUACUUCGAUCAUAAAAUUUUGAACGAAGUUAACAACUGAAAUAAUAUUUUGAAGUUACCUACACACGACUGUGAAAUUCCGAAAUACUCGUUGCUUAAUAAAAUCAUACCCACCAUAAUAGAACUUUGCUCAUGACUAAUUAUAAUUAAUAAUAACGAUAAUAAGAAUAUUGUUAGUAAGAGAUAUUAGUAAGAGUUAUUUUAUGUCAUAAAUGUUACUUCUAAUUACGUUAUAAAUAAUUUAUAAAAAAUAUAUCUUGUAUUAUAUUGAGGUAAGAAAAGAUUGCUUUCUUUUUAGGUUUCUUUAAUUUAUUGUAAUGUUAUAUUAUAUUUUGUGAAAAAAUUCUAAGUAAAUAAUAUAUUUAAGUAGAAUUUUAACUUUUUGUAAAUUAUUAUGAGUGGCCGGAAGUGCAAUGAAACUUAAACCUUAACUUUUAUUCUACUUGGAAACGGUUCUUUUCUAGAUGUGUGGUACUUGGAACAUAAGAGGCUCAGUUACUAAAUCCAAAAACAUCAUCUAUCGCUCUAUUUCAUAGUUGUAUCACAAUACUUGUUAUUAUAUUUGCCGGGAUAGGUAUAUGGAGCAGGUAUAGAUAAUAAAUAUAUGGGAAUAACAUUACUUCAAAACUUCCAUACUAAAUAUUUUGAAAUAAAUAAAAUUCACACAUAUUGUACGUCCUAUUUUUAUUAUUGAUCCUUCACCCUUAAACUAUAACUUUGCUGCAAGUUAUUAUGCUAAAUAAAUGUACAAAGAUUACGUAGGGUUUGUAAGUACAAAUCCUAUGCUAUUUUCCUCUCGGUGCACCAAAGAUGCUACGAGUGAGACAAUCUACAAAAAAAAUAAGUCUACAGCGCAGAAAAGCUAGCAGCAGGCAAAGAUUUGAAUCGUGCAGCAGGUGGUGCAUUGUGUUUGCACCAAAAUAUACACACCACUCCACUAAAUAGCUAGAUUUGGUGAAUAUUUUUUGAAUAAUUUGUUAUAGCAAAAAUGUAUUCGAAAUCUUUCAUAAUGCAGGUCUAUUAUACCAAAAAUAACUACAUAGGAUUUAAAAGAAAAGCUUGGCUCAUAAGGGGAUCGAACCCGCGACCUUCGCGUUAUUAGCACAACGCUCUAACCAACUGAAGUAAUGGGCCACUCUUACGCUGUAAGAAAACAAUAUUAUCUAUAUAUACCAUAUCUAAACCGACUAACCUGAAGACGUUUAUAAAUUUGUUUAAAACUUUCAUGGUCACUAACAUUAUAGCUAUUAGGUAACAGGAUUGUUACCAUGUAUCUUGUUUUUUAUGAGUCUCCGAUAUACGGAAUAACAUGUCUCCGAUAUGUUACUCCGUGAUCAUGGCGCUUGCAACAGUGCCGAAAUAUCGGUACAUGGUAACAAUCCCGUUAAUAGCUAUAAUUUUUAAAUUUGUCCCAUUCUGAAAAUUUCCGACUUGGAUCAAUUUAACGUGAUACAAA